AAUUGAAUCAUAGUCAUAGUUAUCUCCCACCUUUUAAAAGCUACCGGGCUAAUUCUUGUCUAUUAACAAAAAACUACAAAGUUAACAAAGUAAGUAAUUAAAUAUGUGCUAAGUCCUAAAUUCUAUGAAUAAAAUUGAUUAUUUAGCCUUAGUAAAAAAUUAAUGAUGAUCUUGAAGUGAAUAUGAGAAAUUAGCCAUUUCUACUCUCAAAUUCAACACGACAGUGUUGACAACAGACAGUGCACCUGACAGUCACCUGAUAUUUUGAUUAUUAUAGUGGAAAAUCUUAAUUACUUAAUUCUUAUCGCUUCUACUUCUGUCAGGCUACUAAUGACAAUGAAUAAAUUCCAAAAUAAAAAAUCUAAACUAAAUAGAAGUAUUGACUUGACGGAAGAAGAAGGAGCUGAAGUAACGAAUGAUGGAAACUGCAAAAAAUUAUUUCCAAAGAGAAUGAUUUUACCCUUGAAAUUGAAGAAAUUGCACACUUUGCAUAAUACUCAAUUUAUCUGUUAAAUUAGCUUGUACAAAACUUUUGAGUAGAGCCUGGAAUUCUGAUUUGACCAAGAUCAUUUUAAAUUUUCUUUGAAAUAUUUGCUGUCAUUUUUUUACCUUCUAAUUCUAAAAAUUUAGCACCAAUCAAUAAUCAUGAAUCCAAGACUUAAUUCUUAUCAUGACUUUGUGAACAGAAUUCAUUAGUCAAUAGUCUUUGAAUAGUAAUAGCCGUAAGUAAUUGUACGCUUAUGUUUCCUCCUGUUCUAUCCUGUAUUUACACUACUUAUUUUGUUUUACAGCCGACCUCUUUGUUGCCAAGACACAUCUGUCAUCAUGGCAACAAAGAUGGUGAUUGUAUAAAAAAAUGUGUGCAAAAAUAUAUCGGCUACCUAAAAUCUAGAGCUCAACCUAUCCUGAAUGCUAAGAAAAGAAUUGAAUAAGUCUGGGCUGUGUGGAGGUGUGUCAGGGAGGGCAUUAAUGAACAUAUUUAGAAACAAUCCGCAACUUAACAUACCCGAGUUCACUCAUAAGAAACUCUGGAGCGAAACGUCAAGUGUGCAUUGUCCUCAAUUGCUAUCAGUUGUAUUUUUCAUAGGCUGAAGGCUAGGAUUAAUAAAUUCUGCUUAUUUUUAAAAUUAUCAUCAUUAAUAAUAUUAAUACUUACUGAUCAACUGCAAUAACUUGUCGGCUCACCACUGAUGAUAAUCAAAAAGUUCUUCUUGAGCUCUGCAUUGGUUUUUAUCUAACUUCCCCUUCACACUUUGUGAAGCAAUUUUAGAUAAUUCUUUGUUUUAACUUGACUAAUAUAAAUAAAUGGCUUCAGCUUGUUUUAGUACCAAGCAAUAAAUCCACCAUUUGGGUAACCCUUAAAAUUUUACACAUUUCACCAAGUUAUUAGUUAUUGGGACUGAAUAACUUUUUAAAACUAUAUUAUAUUUAUAAUAUGGUAGAUGUAAAGGUGUUAGAGUCCCUGACAGUCUGUUUUGUGGGGAUGUCCGUUUGUUAUGAAUGCACAGAGAGCUAGUGUGUCUGAAGGGAUACUAUUAAAGAGAGGGCAAACUUAAAGGAUAGUAGUGUGCAUGUGGACAGUAGUACAGGGGGAGAGCGAGGGAGUUGAAACUCUGAAAAUGGGAUCAUUUGUUUUAGAAGUGUCACCAAUGAUCCCUUUAGUAUAAGUCGUUCUUUGUCAAAGCUUGUUAGCAGAACUUAUAUUAAUAAUGGGAGAACCUGUGUUAGAUUAGCGUGAAGCAGAAUUCAAUAAAUUAUGAACAUUUAUUAAUCUUCUUCAGAAAGGACUUUGUUGAGUUUUAAUAUAUUAUUGUGUACUAUUGGUGAAAGUGUUUGUAAACAUACCACUUAGACAACACCACCAAGACGCCAACACAAUUCUUGACAGAAGCAAUCUAGGGGCAUAUUAUAAAUUAUGGAAGAAAUAAAGUGUUCUUGACAGUGUGGACUUCUCAUGUAAUGUAGUUUUUGUAAUUUAACCAAAAAAAUUGAUUAAAAGAAAGCAAAUUGAAUAUAGGUUACAGCCAGUUCUCUGUAUUUCAUCUGAUUAUUCAGGACAAAUAGUUCACACUAUGGCAGAGAGACCGGAAGAUUUAAAUCUUCCAAAUGCUGUUGUAACAAGAAUAAUUAAAGAUGCAGUAAGUGUUAUUUAUUCAAUUUACUUUAUAUUUAAAUACGAAUAUUGAAAUUGAAAUGCUUUAUUUUCCCUUUAAUUUUCUAAAACCUUUUUUUUUUUUUAAAUCAAAGUACUUAGUUGUUUUACACUAUGAUAUGAGAAAAUAUUUUUUAUUUAAAUAGCUGAUUAUCUGGCGAUUAAUCUGUGCCAUCCUAAUACUCAAAUUUGCAUGGAGUUAAAGUUUUCAUUAGUAAGUGUAAUAUUGUUUGUAAAUUAUUGUUUUUUAACUUCUGGCUGUCUUUCUGAUUUCAUAUUUGGGAUCAAGUUAGUUUCCUUAAGUUAUAUGAAAUUGCAAUCUCACCUAAAUAAACAAACUUUUUUGCUGGUAUCCGUCCGUCACAAUGUGACAAUGGUGUAGAUUUCGCAGAGUGAAAUCUACAAGGACUGGGAUUAUUCUUUUUUAAGGGUAUAAGCUGGUUCCCUACUCAGCAAAUCGCCUCUCUCCAUGCCACUGGAUAACCCAAGGGAACUUCAAAUGUGGAUAACACAGCUUGGCACCAGUGUCAUCGGCAGGAGUUGCCGGAAUGUUUCAUGGUGUCGAUGUUAUCUGCCUACGGGACUCCAUCUCCGGGUUUAAAUUCAGAGUUUCCUUCUCUUAGAUGAGUUACCACCCAAGGCUAACGAGUCCCAUCCGCCCGGGACUGGGCUUUGUGGGGAUUAAUUCAUUAUUUUUUUUAUUUGUCCUUGUUUUACUCCCAGAUUCCUGAUGGUGUCAGUGUUUCCAAGGAGGCCAGAUUGGCCAUCUCUAAAGCAGCCAGUGUAUUUGUCCUUUAUGCCACAUCAUGGUUAGUUUAUCAGUACCGGGUAACUGAAUUUCCUCUGACCCACUUUAUAUAAAUUAUUUUAAGUAAUUAUGCAGACUAGGCUAGACAAAAUCUUUCAUUUUAGUUUGCUGAUAAUAAGUUAGAGAUUGAAAAUAACUACAUUCCAUUUACAGCUCUAAUAACUUUGCGCUCAAAAACAAACGCAAGACUAUCAAUGCCCAGGAUGUCCUCAGUGCCAUGGAAGACAUGGAAUUUGAACAGUUUAUUGAACCAUUACAACAGUGUCAAGAAGGUCCAUCAUUUAUUAUUUAUCGCUUUUCAGAAAUAGAUAAGGUUUUUAAAUAUAGGUUGUGAGAGACAGUUAAUGACAAUUUAAUAUUAAAUUCUUCUUUAAGACGGCAACUUAUUAUAUUCAAUAUAAUGAAUGGUUUUUAUUUUCAGCCUUCCGCCUGGAGAAGUUAGAGAAGAAGAAAGAAAAAACGCCAAAACCACCGCCGCCAACUGUUGUGAGAAUAGAUGAUGAUGACAAAGAUGUUGAGGAAGUCAGUGAUAGCAGUGAUGAUGGUGGUUCAACAAAGAAGAAAGUUAAAGAUAUAAAUGAUGAAUAUGAGGACUUCCAGAUUACUGUUAAUCAUGACAAUGAUGACGAUGACAGCCCGCAGAUUAUUGACGAUGACGAUGGGGAUUAGUGGUGUAUGCAGCACAAGAUUUGUAUAUAACGUUAGGGGCGUUGCCCUGUUCUUCAUCUGAGUAAAAUGCAGCUAUCGGGGAAAUAAUUAAAAUUAAAAAUGAUUUGUUUCAACUCAGGUCUUGGGAGUAUUAAAACAGGAUUUUCCAAUCUUUUCUGAGCCGUUUGCAAAUAUUGGAUCGAUGCUCGGACUUACAAAGGUAGCAAUAUAUUUUAAGUUAAAUAUACUCUAAAAAUCUAAAGCAUAAACUACCACCCAUGUUGGGAACCCCUGUACCGGCGUGAAUUUCCAUACUUUUAUCUAGCUGUCAAUGCAAGUAAAUGUGACUCUCUGAACUACUCUAUAACUAUAAUGGAAUGGUAUUGCAGGAGACAGCCAUAUACUGUAGCAUUACCGGUAUAGGAUUUCCCACAGAAAUAAAUUUUAGAAAAAUAGAAAGUUCAGUAAUUAUCUUGGUUGUUAUUAACAUAAUCUUUACUUGUUAUUAAACUUUUCGACAUUUAAUCCUCAUUUGAGUACAAGCGGAUCCAUUGUAUGAACUAAGGAAUGUAAAGAAUGUAAAGUUGUUUUAUGCUCGAAAUUCAGUGUAAAUUUUGUAUAAAUUUUAGAACAUUGAAAUUUCUGUAAAAAUGUUUUGUCCUCGAGGGGUUGUGUGCAAGAAUGAGUGAUUGGGACUUGGAUUUUUAUUCUGAGAUAUACCCAUUUGGAAUUGUGUUUAGUCUGAUGUACAACAAUAAAGGUCAUUUAAGAAGCUAGCUUUUUAUUUGUGCCUCAAAAACUUUUAAGUGCUCUCACUCGACAGAUAAAAAUCUCUGGUCACCGAUUCAUAAAAUACUAUGUUACGUACCUGCCACACAUUUCUAAUUAUGACAAUGAAGUUGUUGUUUUUUUUGUUUUUUUAAAGUCUUAAUGUACAGAUAUCUAAAAAUUAGCUUAGCUAGCUGUUUCACAGCAAACAUUUACGUAGAUUUCCCAAAUACUUAUUGUAAUUUAAAUUUUUUUAUAGUGUUGAGAUUUCGAGAAACGAAAUAAAUAAAUAUUUUGGCACCUAUUUUUAUUUUUUAAGGAAGUGCAUUUAUUGUUAUUAAUUUAAGAUUAUUUUGACAUUGUAUUUUGUUUCACUUUCAUUUUAUGUUCCAAAUUUGUAAACACAUUAUAAAAGAGUAGUC
Molecule: messenger RNA, 4798 nt
Organism: Lymnaea stagnalis (great pond snail)
Lineage: Eukaryota; Metazoa; Mollusca; Gastropoda; Lymnaeidae
Source: the annotation of a GenBank genome assembly